AUGGCACCUCCUAUUCUGCGUCCUGAAAAUGCUCUGAAGAGAGCGGAUGAAUUAAUUUCAGUUGGUGAGCCACAGGCUGCUUUGCAGUCGCUAUUUGAGUACAUUUCAUCUAGAAGGAUUCGUUCUGCGGACCCAUCUGCUAUUGAGCCCAUUGUAUUCAAGUUCUUAGAAUUGGGAGUUGAACUUAAGAAGGGUAAAAUGAUUAAAGAUGGGUUGUAUCAAUAUAGGAAAAAUGUCCAAUCCACUACUGAUGGGUUGAAUUCCGUCGGUGCUGUGUCCCGUAAAUUCAUUGAUUUGAUUGAAAAAAAAAUGUCAGUUGAACAAGCUAGAGCUGAUGAGGGUGAGAACACGGAUGAGGAGGAUUUGGAGGGUGGUGUCACUCCGGAAAAUCUGUUAAUUUCUGUGUACGAGCAGGAUCAGUCUGUUGGAGGUUUUAACGACGAAGCUGUGACCUCUUGGUUGAGAUUCACUUGGGAAUCUUACCGUACGGUGUUGGAUCUAUUGAGAAAUAACUCUCAGCUCGAGAUCACUUAUUCUGGUGUUGUGAACAGAACUAUGCAAUUUUGCUUGAAGUACAAUCGUAAGAACGAAUUCAAAAGAUUGGCAGACAUGUUACGUCAGCAUUUAGAUGCUGCUAAUUAUCAGCAACAAAAGUCGAAACAGUAUACUGUAGACUUGUCUGAUGCUGACACUUUGCAGCGUUACCUGGAUCAACGUAUCUUGCAGGUUAACGUCUCUGUGAAGCUAGGUUUGUGGCACGAAGCUUUUAGAUCCAUUGAAGACGUGCAUCACUUAUUGUCCACAUCUACUCGUCCUCCUAAGCCGUUCAUCUUAGCUAAUUACUAUCAAAAUAUGGCUAAGGUGUUUUCGGUUUCUAACAACUACUUAUUGAACUCCGUUGCUCUAAAAAAGUUUUUUGAGUUGUUUUUGCAAAAUCCAAAAGCUACGGAAGAAGACUUUAGAUUACAUUCGUCUCAGCUUAUGUUAUCUGUUUUAUCUAUCCAGCAAGAUGACUUGCCUGUUGUUGGUUAUGAUCCUCUUUUGCGUUUGACCGAUUUCUUGGACCUAGAUUCGAAGCCCACCAAAAAGCAAAUGCUAGAGGCUGUGACUGAUGACUCCAUCUUCAGCAGAGUUGACGAAGAUGUAAAGCAACUAUAUCACCUAAUCACCGGUGACUUUAACGUCACCACUAUUAAGGAGAGACUGGCUGCGUUACUGCCUUCUUUGAUUGAGAAGCCUUACUUUGAGCAGUAUGCCAUUCCCUUGAAAAAUUACAUUAUUAGAAAGGCCUUUAUCGAUGCUUCAAAGAGAUUUAGUGUGAUUAAGUUGGAUGAGUUAUUCCAAUAUGUUAGCUUACCUGCGCCAUUCGAGUUAACUCCUCUAGAAUUGGAAAAGGCUUUAUUACAGGCAGCAAUGGACGACUAUGUCUCCUUUACCAUUGACCACGAAUAUGAAGCCGUUUCAUUCGUAGAAGACCCAUUUGAGGUUUUAGGUGGUUCUAGCGUUGCUUUUGCCGACGAAGAGUUUUCUCAAGAGUAUGGGUCUAGGGAAGAAUCUGCUGCACCUGCGGUUGAGGAAGAAUCUGAGCCAGUCUUGACUCAUAACUCUGCUGUUCGUAGACAGUUGUUAGAGUUGGCAAAGCUGUUGGAGGAAACUGAAGGCUUCUCUGAAGCGUCUUAUGUUGAGAAGAUUAAGUUGGCACGUACAGAAUUGAUCAGACAAAACAAUCAAAUUAUUGCCAAUGAAAAGGAAACUGUGGAAGAACGUGCCAAGAAGCUUGAGAUGGAAAAACAAUCCAUUUCUGGUAUUACUUUGACUUCUGAACAGGUUGUUGAAGAAAGACAGAAGCGUAUGAAAGAAGAAAAGGAAGCAGCUGAAGCUAGAAUGGAAGCAGAAGCUUUACGUCGUGCUGAAGAAAAAAGAGAAAGAGAAUUAGCGGAGAUCAACGAGAAGACAAUGAGGAAGAUGAUCAUCGAUGUUAAUGCAAAGGGCUUAAUCUACAUCGAUCCUGAAGAGUCUAAGAACAUGAAUCUUGAGAAAUUCAGAAAACUCACAGUCGAAUUGGUAUCUAAAGAUAGGAAAGAUUUGGAUGAUCGUAUGAGACAUGCAUUCAAGAAGGUUGAUCAUACUGAAAGAGCAUACAGAAAGCUUCAACUACCACUUUGGGAAAAGGAUGCCAAACUUCAAAAGGAUAAGGAUUUGGAGAAUUACCAGAAGUUGAAAAAAAUGAUGUUGGAAAAGAAUCAGAAGGACCACGAAGAAAGUGUUGCAUUAAACCAGCGAUUGUCUAAGAUAUUCCCAUCCUAUAAGGAAUUCAAAGCUAAAAUUGUAAUUGCUCAAAAAUCAAAGAUAGAUAGUUUGCGGGUUGAAAAUGCUGCCAAAUUAAAAGCUGCAAAGAAAGCUGCGCUUGACGAAAUUCGCAGGCAGCGUUUCGAGGAGUUGGUGUCCAUACGUAAGAAAGAACUGGCUGCCGAGCAAGAAGAGCAGGAGAGGUAUCAACUUGAACAACGUCUUGCUAAGGAACGCGAGGAGCGUGCCAGGCGCAAUAAAGAGAAGGACGAAGCUGCACGUAAGCAGAGAGAAAUUGAUGAGAUGAUUGAGACGAAGAUGAAUAAAAAGGCUACUGCUAGUCCCGUGUUCGCUGCCCGUAAAUCUGAUGACUCUAUCGAAACAACUCCAUCUCCUUCAAUAUUACCUGCCUCCACUUCAACCAACUCAGAAGCUCCUAAGAAGCCUCUAACUUAUUCUGAAAAGAUGAAACUUGGAAGAAGGCAAAGGGGUACAACGUAG
This is a messenger RNA of Eremothecium cymbalariae DBVPG#7215, 2790 nucleotides long. It is a transcript of the gene RPG1, whose product is annotated as translation initiation factor eIF3 core subunit a. Gene Ontology annotation, biological process: translation reinitiation; formation of cytoplasmic translation initiation complex. The record is from RefSeq and is a predicted model, not a curated record. The transcript has a single exon. Gene Ontology annotation, cellular component: multi-eIF complex; eukaryotic translation initiation factor 3 complex, eIF3m; eukaryotic translation initiation factor 3 complex, eIF3e. Lineage: Eukaryota; Fungi; Ascomycota; Saccharomycetes; Saccharomycetales; Saccharomycetaceae. Gene Ontology annotation, molecular function: mRNA binding; translation initiation factor activity. Bases 1 to 2790 code for a protein of 929 amino acids.